AUGACAUCAUCUUUUUUGGUAUCACCCUCAACACCAACAGGAAACAAUCGUCGUAUUGAACUUGCUGGUAUGGAUCUAUGGCUAAUGGCACGUAUUGAUAAUGUAUUUGUUUAUCCAUCUGAAAUAAAAAUUGAUCAACUUAAAGAAGCACUUAGUCAAACUCUUUCUUUAUGGCCACUUGUUGCUGGUCGUACUAUAUUAGAGAAUGAUCAACAUUAUAUUAUUGAAAUGUGUGAUAAUCCUAUUCCAAUAACAUUAAUAAUUAAUAAUGAUUUAAAAGAAUCGCCUUUCGAUUCAAAUGUUCUUGUCGAAGCCAAUGACAAAUCAUUUCCAACAUUUAUCGAUGAAGUUCAAGUAAUGAAAUUAUUUAAAAAUUCAUCGGAUGAUGAACCACUUGUUCGUUUAAAAUUAACUCAUAUCGUACAAAGUGAUGAAUGGGUAUUAGGUAUUAGUUGGUAUCAUGCACUAGGUGAUGCUGCUCCAUGUUUACAUUUCUCUAAUACAUUAUCACGUUUUUAUCAAGGAAUGGAACCUACACCACCAUUACCCAUAUUUGAAAGACGUCUAUGGCGAGAGGAUGAAGCUAAACAACCAGUUUUACCCAUACCAAUACAAUUUCAAAAUCCUCAAUCUAUAGAAAAAGCUAUAAAAUUAUUUGGUGAACAUCAAUCAAAUUAUGAUACAUUAGACUUACAUUUUUCUGGUGAACAACUUGCUACAUUACGAAAGUUAGCCGGUGGAAAUCAUGUAACAACUCAUGAUGCACUUGCAGCAUAUAUUAUAUUGACACUUAAUACAUAUUGUUAUAAAAAUAAUGAUGAACGUCGUAUUUUACAUGCAAUUACAGUUGUUAAUUGUCAUGGUGUUUCGGAUUGUAUUGCUCCACAAAGUGAAGUUUCCAAUGCUCUAUUCAUGAUGUUAUCCGAAAAUUUCGAUGAUCCAUAUUCAUUAUCAAAGAUUGCAAUGACCAUACGUCGAUCCAUUAAUCAAGCACGUGAUCCGAAAGUUCUUGAAUCUGAAAUAGCAAUUAUUGAUGGAUUCAUGAGAAAGAAUGCUAAAGAUAAUACAACGCCAAAUUCAGAACUUGUACCAAAUGAAUUUGCUAUAAAUUCAAAUUAUAGAUAUGAUUGGGCAAAUUUAGUUGAUUUUGGUUUUACAGAUAAAUGUCGAUUUUAUAUAUCUUGGAUAGGUGCAUUAUAUCUACGUGUAUUUCGUUUGAAUCCAGAAAAAUCUGGAAAUCAAUGGUUACCAAGAGAUCGAAAUGGAGCUGAAAUAGCAUUUCGAAUGGAAAAAGAUUUGAAAGAAAAGUUUAUUGACGCAUGGAAACGAGACAUUGCGGAAAAUUUUGAAAACAUAAAGAAAUGA
Messenger RNA from Adineta steineri, 1365 nucleotides. Lineage: Eukaryota; Metazoa; Rotifera; Eurotatoria; Adinetida; Adinetidae. The record is from the annotation of a GenBank genome assembly.